CGCGACAUCGCGGGACAAUGUUCAUUGUGUAUCUUGCGCUACGCCAGAUCCGCUAUGCUAUCAGUCAGAUCACUCCCCACUGGCUGGCUCGUCGCAAGAAAGUAAAAGCAUCGCCACCAACACUCCCGCCUCAUUGCCCGCCACGAAAGUGAGCGUGCACGACGCGUGUUUUUUUUUAAAUUCUCCCUCCAAAAUCCCGCGAGCCCUUCGCCUGAUUUUUACUUUUUUUCCCCUCAUGUUUUUUCUUUCGGGCAAUGAGCUUAAAUUUUUCGCCAGUGCGUUGAACUUGGGCCCAUACGCUCGGUGGAGUGCAGCGUCCGUCCGCGAGGUUUCAUAAGUGAUUAUCGCAUUAUUGUUGUGCGCGCGCGCAGUGAAAGUGUCGUGACGUAAGCGUUACAUUAGACGAGAGCUAUGGCGGAUAUCGCCCGGUUGGGGAAGCGGUGUCUUACUAUUUUUGGUUUCCUCCUCUUGACGCCCCACACAAAUUGUCAAUAUUCAGUUCACCAUCCGGCUCCAUAUAUACAAAAUGGCCAUUCUGACAGGCCCAAUCCGUAUAUGCAACAAAGAAAUCCACAGUGGCAUGAGUUCUCCUCACCACGAAGAAGAGCAUCAGAGUAUAGGCCGAUGCCGCAACACUAUGAAGGAAUAACAAACGUCCAACCGAUAACAUACAAUCAAGGUCCUUUCGGAGCCCAAGCGUAUGCGCAAAACGUUCAAACGUUGCCACAAAACUACGACGGACGAUCUUCAUAUGACUUCAUCCAGGCUGAAGCUACUCAAAAUGAUGGACGACUAUUAUCAGACUCGGCUUUCACGAGGAUAUCGGAAACUCUUGGUGCUAUCAAUACAGUUGGACACUACCUCGUAGACAUGGUCAACGAAAAUGAAAGAGACGAGACUGAUCCAAAUUUGAAACAGUUACCACAAGCUUUGUACACGAUAAGUAAAAAUGUUCUCGGAAGAAAUGUAACCGACAAAAUAGCCCCAAUUGUCAAAAAGGCACUACCCAGGGUGCUGCCUGACGCUCCGAUCACCAAAAUAGCUACAGCUGGUGUACCAGAAAACGACGUAAAGUCGUGCGCUACACCAGAAGGUGAGGAAGGUGUUUGCGAGGACCUGAGUAAUUGUCCUCAAUUGCUUCUAAACUUGGUCAAUCUUCGAGAAUCUUUAUGCUUCAAAGAUCUUUUUGUUCCUGGUGUUUGCUGUCCAAAAGAUUCAAUCGUACCGGCGACAACGCUUGUUGAAAAGCCUGUAUUGGCGACAACCAGCAAACCAACCUAUUUGGUUCCUGUUACGACUCAAAGACCACAAAAACCCCCACAGAGACCGGUGCAGAAGCCAACAACGACCAAGAAACCGUCAGCCAUAUUAGUGUUGACUACGAAAAGGCCUAGUACAACUCUAACAACCGUACCUACAACUGCACGACCUUUGACUGUUCGGCCUACAACUGCAAGACCCACGACUGCUAUAGCUGUGACGACUGCUCGGCCGGUUUCAACGACUAGUUUCUACACCGUGUCACCUCCAAUAAUAACGAACUUCUCAAACAUUGUUGAUGUAGAGGAGUGCGGGCAGCGCGAGGACGAGGGCGGGCGCAUCGUUGGCGGCACGGAGGCCAAGCCGGGCGCGUGGCCGUGGAUGGCCGCUAUCUACCUGCACGGCAGCAAGCGCCGCGAGUUCUGGUGCGGUGGCACGCUCAUCAACCGGCGGCACGUCCUCACCGCCGCGCAUUGCACCAGGGAUUCCAAGCAGCGGCCGUGUGUAUCGUCCAAACAGAUUAUUCUUCUUCUACUUAUGGUGUCUCUCCAUAACUGGAGGUUGGCCGUCAGCUCUGCGUAUGUCUUUGUCUCGUCAAGACGAAAUAGGUCUCCCACGCUGGCUACACCAGUCCACUCGCUGAUGUUACGGAACCUCAUCUUCCUUCUUCCGACGUAUCAUUUUGCCUCAAUCUUUCCCAUCAUUAUAGUCUGAAGAAAAUAAUAGCGCUCAUGUCUUAAAAUAUGAUGAAGAAACCUUUUUUCUUGAUGUUAUAGAUAGUUUAUAUUUUUAAUAUUUAUUGUUGAAGCAUGUAACUGCUCGGUGUUUUUAAUCUAAAGAAAAUAUUACUAGAAAAAAAUCCACGCGGACCAGGCAGCAGACGCAGCUUAAGAAAGGCUAGAAAGAUUUCGACACGGUCAUCAGGGCCGCGAUAGCAUAAUGGUCAAUGCAUUCGCCCUGAUAGUGAAGGGUGCAGGUUUGUGUCCCGUCUGCUGCCUGGUCUGCGGUGAUUUUUUUCUAGUAAAUUCUAACUUAUGCAUUUAUAUACUGGAAACUCCAUCCAAAUCGAAUUAGUAGUUUUUGAGAUAAUCGCGGGGAAACAUACAUACAGGCAGACUGAGAACAUCCUCUCUUGAAGUCUAUUAAAAACCAGAAACUGAGGAAUUCUAUGUUUUUCUUCGAACUUAAACCUUGAUAAAGUAGUCCUGUUCAUUACAACAGGUUCACCAGCAUUAAGAACAUUGGUGAUGAUGAUAUUGUAACUUUUUUCAAGUGCUUUUGCCAUAUUUAGAUUCCCAGCGCGUCAGUUCAGCGUACGGCUUGGUGACGUGGACUUGGCGCGCGAAGACGAGCCCUCGCGGCCAGUGACGCUGCGGGUGACGGAGGUGCGAGCACACGAGCAGUUCUCCAGGGUCGGCUUCUACAAUGACAUAGCGAUCCUGGUGUUAGCUGAGAACGUGCAGAAAUCGAAGUACGUGAUCCCCAUCUGUCUGCCAUCGGGCCAGCUGACGACGCAGCAGUUCGACGGCGCUGUCGGCACCGUCGUGGGGUGGGGGACCACUCGCUACGGCGGCGGCGAGUCCUCGCGCCAGCUGCAGGCGCGGCUGCCCGUGUGGCGCAACCAGGACUGCGACCGCGCCUACUUCCAACCUAUCACUGACACUUUCCUGUGCGCCGGGUACGCUCGAGGUGGCGUCGACGCGUGCCAGGGUGACUCCGGGGGUCCUCUGAUGCUGGAGGUGAACGGGCGUUGGACGCAAAUAGGCGUGGUGUCGUUCGGGAACAAGUGCGGCGAGCCUGGCUACCCCGGCGUCUACACACGCGUCACCAGAUACAUACCCUGGCUGCAGCAGAACAUGCUCUGACCACACUAGUUAAUAUAGAACUAUAAACAUAGAGAACGGAUAGACGGACUGAGCGCACAUCACCAGAUACAUACCCUAGCUGCUGUAGAAUAUGCUCUGAACGUGCACUAGCAAAUUUACAUAGAGAAGGUAUUGUGCGUUCCCUAACAAAAUGUAAAGAAAAGUUGGGCAGAUAAGGGAAGGGGAAUAAAAAAUGGGAGAUUUAUUGGCUGCACCAUCGCUAUCCUUCUAGACAGUUGACAAUUUCACGCGAGUAUCCCUCAGUCCAUUCCUCAGGUCCAUAGAGUCCAUUCUCCUAUGUCUAAGGCUCUUUCAGAUUGGAUUUGUUAGCGCAGCUUAACUCGUUUUUUAUAACCGCGUUAUGUAAACGCCAUAAUUCCGAAUGAACCGUCACAAUACGUGAGACGACAAGUCGAAUAAAAGGCACGGAUUACCUACUGAUGCCUCCUUAUGGAACAGCAGGCUUAUCCGAUUCAUAUUUAAUCAUGUCUUGAUUGGCCUUUUAAUUAAGCUUGUUGAUUUUCAGAUCAAGAUAAUUAAUUACCCACUUACAAUCCCUCGCUGGAGGAGUUUAUGAAAUAUUUCCUGAAAGAACAGGAAUAAGCAGCCUGAAAAUAAAGAAAUAUUACCUACCCUUAGGCUGCGUUUCCACCAGAGAUGUGCAAUGGAAAUGUGUCGUGCGAGGAUGUCUAGCUGUGCUGUGAAAAUGUGUGGGGAUUUCCACCAAAGCUGUGCGAUGAAAAUGUGCCUACGAGGAUGUGUAGCGGAGCUGUGAAAAUGCGCAUUAAUGUGUGGUACAGUAUGCGCAAACCUCGUUAUACAUCCUUCUCAACACACAUUCCUCGCAACACAUCCCUCGCACACAUCCCUCGUACACAUCCCUCGCACACAUCCCUCGCUUGUUUUGUAUGCGCAAAAAUCUAGCUCGGCUGAGCCGUUUCCACUAGAGCUGUGCUGACCGAGGCGAGGUAAAUGGAGCGAUUCUAUUGGUUCUUUACAAACACAUCCCUCGCUAUGCAUCCUCGCACAUCUCUGGUGGAAACGCAGCCUUAUCGUGAAAAUGUAAAGGAGAGACCGCUGUCAAAUUAAGUCCAGUAGGCCUGUUCACUAACUUUUUUAACACCUAAAGUAGUGUCGAUUCUGGAAUGAUUCUCUAAAAUUAAAACUAAAUAUAACAUCAGUCUGUUCUUUUCAUUCUGUAUUAUAAAAAAUGACAAGAAUACACUUGUUGUCAAAUUUAAGUUUAGGUUUAGAGAAUCAUGCUAGAAUCAACACCAGUGUGUAGCUAAAGUGAAAAUUACUUGUCCAAUUUUAGUGGCAUUAUAAUAAAGCAGAAGUGGAUCAUAAAAUAGUUCAGUGAUCAUCAGUUCCACCUGUUAAAACUCUUAGCGAAUAGGCCUUCUAUUUAGACUGAAUGUUUAGUUUACUUAACGUAGGGAUGUGGUUUGCUCCAGUUACCAAAUAUUAACAGUUCUUAAUUAACAUUAUUCUUCUUAUGAUAUUUUGCCAUAGACGAAUGAUUGGUCUGAAGCGAGACCAAUCAUUUAUCUAUGAUAUUUUGCCAUACGUAUCAUAAUAUAAACUUGUGUUUAUAAUUUUUGUCAUUUCUGUGGCAUUCUAAUUUAUUUCUAUUUAUAUGACGUUCUUUUUGAAACGUAGGUUGGUAUUUUAUUAUUGUAUUAGGUAUCAUCUUUCAUUAUUAAAUACAUCUUUAUAAGUGUUCAUGUGAUAGAAAAUUUGACUGCAACCAUUUUGAAACAUAAUAUGUAGGAUUUUAAUUUUAUAAUUAAAAAUGAAAAUAAUAAAUUGUAUUAGUACC
Chilo suppressalis (striped riceborer) is the source of this 4944-nucleotide messenger RNA. The record is from the annotation of a GenBank genome assembly. NCBI's taxonomy places the organism in Eukaryota, Metazoa, Arthropoda, Insecta, Lepidoptera, Crambidae.